UGGUGGCCACUUCCGCUUCCGUUUUCUGGACCAGGCCUCGGGGUGCCGCCGCUGCCAGUCUCUUUGCUGCCAUGACAGCCACUCUGCGCCCCUAUCUCAAUGCCGUGCGCGCCACCCUGCAGGCUGCCCUGUGCCUGGAGAACUUCUCAUCGCAGGUGGUAGAGCGACACAACAAGCCUGAGGUGGAAGUCAGAAGCAGCAAAGAACUACUGUUGCAGCCCGUGAUCAUUAGCAGGAAUGAGAAAGAGAAAGUCUUAAUUGAAGGUUCUAUCAACUCUGUACGAGUUAGCAUUGCUGUGAAACAGGCUGAUGAGAUUGAGAAAAUUCUAUGUCACAAAUUUAUGCGGUUCAUGAUGAUGAGAGCAGAAAACUUCUUCAUUUUACGUAGGAAACCAGUUGAGGGCUAUGACAUCAGCUUCCUGAUCACAAAUUUCCAUACAGAGCAGAUGUACAAGCACAAGCUGGUGGACUUUGUCAUUCAUUUUAUGGAAGAAAUUGACAAGGAAAUCAGUGAAAUGAAGCUGUCAGUCAAUGCCAGGGCUCGCAUUGUGGCAGAGGAGUUCCUUAAGAAUGCAGGCCUGAAGUGUAAAGGAGAAGGAUAUAAUGACACAGAAGGGAGCAAAAGGUUUGGAAGAGGAGGUAAUAGAUUGAAGCCGGAUGGAGACGAGCCCUCCAGUGUCGAAUGUAUGCGCCUGCUUCCCAAUGGUCACCAGUCAUCUACUGCGUCACAUACUAACAGAAACAGGCCAGAAGGAUAUGUACCCUCAUUGAUAGAUGGGCGCACUCAACGCAGCAUCCAUGUCAACUUUUCUUUCAAUCCAGAUCGCCUCAAGCAAGCCAGACAAUAUGUGGAGAGAGCCAUCAAGCAAAGGAAGAUCUUUAUGGUACACGGUCCUUACCCCAUCAUCCGAAGACGACUGCUUGUCAGAGGUUGGGUGGAGAGGAAGUUCCCAAAGAUGCCUAAAGUUGUUACUAAGCGGGAACGUUUCCCUGAUGGAGAAGCUGAUGAAGAUGGUGAUGACAGUGAUACGCCUGAAGAUGAUGAGGAAGAGGAAGAUGAGCAGGAUGAUACUGAUAGCACCUAUAGCCUCAUGUCCAGGUUGGUUCGUAACCAAAUCCCCUACUUCAUCUGGACUAAUCGGCGAGAUGUUAUUGAUUGUCGCUACCUGCGCAAGGAUCAGAUGAUGAAUCACUAUGCCAGGGCAGGCACCUUCACUACCAAGGUAGGGCUGUGUCUUAACCUGCGUAACCUGCCAUGGUUUGACCAGGCUGAUGCAGAUACAUUUUUUCCACGGUGUUAUCGUCUUGGAGCUAAAGAUGAAAAACAUGCAUUUAUUGAGGAUUUCCAUCUUACUGCAGCUAGGAGCCUUCUCAAAAUAGUGGUGAAGCGAAACCGGGAGAAGCCACUUUUCGUGCCAGCGUUGGAUGAAAAUCAGAAUGGUCAAGGGUCUUCAGAAGCCAGGCAAUGUGUCAACCACAAGAAAGGGGUCAAUUUCUCAUCCCAGCUAAUUGAGACAGCAAUACAUGCUUGUGAGGAGCAUUUGAGCAGCCUGAGACACCAGGACAUUGACAGAGAAUCUGGAUCUGCCUUGCUACUGACAAAAGCACACUGGAAGGAUUUUCUGCGUAGCUACUAUCGGAUAGCCCAUGAAGGAGCACAGUUGGUGCAGACAGAUGCCUUCAUUGAGCAGUGUGAUGAUAUCUUGCAACGGCUGGCAAAGGUCGUCCCACAGUUGGACAUGGAAGGGGACAGGAACAUCUGGAUUGUCAAACCAGGAGCUAAGUCUCGUGGCAGAGGCAUUAUGUGCAUGGACCGCUUAGAUGAUAUUCUGAAACUUGUGGACUGUGACCCCAUGAUUGUCAAGGAUGGCAAAUGGGUGGUACAGAAAUAUAUUGAGACGCCUCUGCUCAUCUUUGGCACCAAGUUCGACCUGCGGCAAUGGUUUCUGGUGACUGAUUGGAAUCCACUCACCAUCUGGUUCUAUCGGCAUAGCUACAUCCGUUUCUCUACACAGCCCUUUUCCUUACACAACCUGGAUACCUCCAUCCACCUGUGCAAUAACUCCAUCCAGAAACAUUAUGAGAACUCCCAGAACCGUCACUCUGAGCUUCCCCCUGACAACAUGUGGUCAUCUGAGCAAUUCCAGGCCCACCUGCGGCACAUGGGGGCACCAGAGGCCUGGUCAAAGGUGAUUGUGCCCGGCAUGAAGGCAGCAAUCAUUCACGCCAUACAGACCUCUCAGGACUUAGUGGAGUUCCGCAAAAACAGCUUUGAGCUUUAUGGCGCAGACUUCCUCUUCGGAGAAAAGUACCAGCCAUGGCUGAUUGAGAUCAAUGCCAGCCCCACAAUGGCAGCCUCUACUUCUGUCACCACCCGGCUGUGUGCCAGCGUACAGGAGGAUACCUUACGUGUGGUCAUUGACCGCAAGUAUGAUCGCAACUGCAACACAGGAAACUUUGAGCUCAUCUAUAAACAGGCUGCUGUGGACAUUCCCCCGUACGUUGGCACUAGCCUGUUGGUAGAAGGCUCCACUGUCAAGAAGCCUCAACCUCCGCCCCAAAGGAGCCCCGUACCUGCUGACACAAGGAAUGGCUGCGGUGGUCCACAGCAGCAAAGAGUCCCUAAAUUGAUUCACCGACGCAGCAACCAAGAUAUUCCUCAUAUGCUUACCCCAUGCUGGGCAGCAGCAAACAACAAGACAACAGAGCCAGGACCUCCUGGGAAGGAGAACAAAGUGAAAGAGAAGCCCACCCCUAGCAAAGCCCCUCCUCCUCCAGGGCCUGCGAGAUCUAAGCUGCCCAACAAGCUCAAAACAGACCCCCGUAACCGAAGAGUGCUGAUGGCACACAGCAUGGCUACCACUACUGUCAUGACAGAAGGUAAAGUGUCCCACCCAACUCAACUCUGUGCCAAAUCAAGCUCUCAAGAAUUGACUGCUAGCCCAGAGGAGUCGACUUUCAGUCAUGCCAAGCCCACCAGCACGGCAGGUAGGAAGGCGUGCCUGAGGCUGCAUCUGCAGGAAAUCCAGCCGGUCUCUGGCCUGGCUGCUCCCCGCAGGCUCCCUUGUCUCUUCCGCAAAGAUGGAAAGGCUGUGGCAAGUUUGCAAAGGCUGCGUUGCUGCUCCGGAGCUGGGCCUUUACUUCCUGCAGCUCCCAAAUUCUUCUACCGCAAAGCAGUCACCACUUGCCAGGCUCAGGAUCAGCAGCAGCUGCCACCUCUUGUACCAGCUUUUGAAAACCAGAUGUCUGUAUUGCCUCGUGUGGGGGGGAAAGAUUCUGAAUCCGCACUGAAUAAUUCUACCCUGGCGGCUGACUCUGUUUCUUCAUUCUGAUAAAAAGGGAGGAGGAGGAGGAGCUCCAUGUGAGUUGCCCUUAGGAAUUCACCUUGCUUUACCAAGCAAUGCUUUUUUUUUUAGUGGUUAACCUUCUUUCUUCGAGUUGGUGCUGGGAGAUGAAAAAAUAAGUGGCAUUCAGAAGGGGGAAAUGUGACUUGUGCUGUAGCUGUCUUCAGGAGCUUUUCCUUCCUGGGAUUGGAUGAUGUUCUGAAGUUCUCAUUCACCUGUCCUAGAAAAGAAGUGUUUUUUGUGACUCCUUCCUCCUUGACAUGUAAGAAGGGAAAUGACUGAAAGCCAUGGGAAAGUAUUAGGGGGAAAAGAUGGCCAAAAGUUGCCAAAAGCAAG
This is a messenger RNA of Python bivittatus (Burmese python), 3680 nucleotides long. It is a transcript of the gene TTLL3, whose product is annotated as tubulin tyrosine ligase like 3. Gene Ontology annotation, cellular component: microtubule cytoskeleton; actin cytoskeleton; axoneme. The record is from RefSeq and is a predicted model, not a curated record. Gene Ontology annotation, biological process: cilium assembly; Arp2/3 complex-mediated actin nucleation; cilium movement. NCBI's taxonomy places the organism in Eukaryota, Metazoa, Chordata, Lepidosauria, Squamata, Pythonidae. Gene Ontology annotation, molecular function: protein-glycine ligase activity, initiating.